Molecule: messenger RNA, 3193 nt
Organism: Puntigrus tetrazona (Sumatra barb)
Lineage: Eukaryota; Metazoa; Chordata; Actinopteri; Cypriniformes; Cyprinidae
Gene: add2
Product: adducin 2 (beta)
Exons: 15
Coding region: 494-2476 (660 amino acids)
Biological process (GO): barbed-end actin filament capping
Cellular component (GO): plasma membrane; cytoskeleton; postsynaptic density
Molecular function (GO): actin filament binding
Source: RefSeq, a predicted model, not a curated record
GCGACCUCGUCGUCUUCAACCAGCAGCUGCAUCAUCCUCCUCAUCACCAUCAUCAUCAUCAUCAUCCAGCAGGGAAAAACAUCCAGAAUAAGUCAUCGGUGAUCCGACAAAUCCACGCCAUUCUCUUCUCGGAGCCCGAGGCCCUUCGGAGAGCGCCUGUCUGAGUCUCGCGCGGGGCGGUGAUGAAUCCCGCAGGCGUGGUCGUGGGCUGGUCCAGCCUGCCAUAAGCGUCAAAAAAAAAAACAGAGGGAUGCGGAGGUCCGGGAAAACACAGCCCGAAUCAGCACCGUGCGCACCGGGGACGCGAGCCUGAUAAUCCAGCGCGGGGGGUUUGACGCUUUGCGCUGCGUCGCAGAUUCACGGGGCGUCCGCGCGCGCGAAGGACAAAGAGGAGAGGAUGCUCUAAGCCGCGCCGCCUGGUCCUGCUUCGCCUAGCCUUUCCUUUUUCUACGUUUUCUCUCUAUCCUCUUCUGGUCCGUCCCACGCCGGGAAGAUGAGCAGAAGUCCCACUCCUAAAGGGACGCCGGUCCAGCACAGUCCGGUGGACGGCGAGUGUCUGGAAGGAGAAAUGAUGCAGUCCCCGCAGCAGUCCACGCCAUCCAGCGGCCUGAAGAAGCGCGUCUCCAGCCUCCUGCAGAGCCCGUCCUUCCGAGAGGAGCUGGAUGUGUUGAUUCAGGAGCAGAUGAGUAAAGGAGGAAGCUCCUCGAACCUGUGGGCUCUCAGACAGAUCGCAGACUUCAUGGCCGCUCACGGAUCUCCGGCGUCGCUGCCCGUCUCUCAGUCCACUGUGAGUAUGGUGACCCCCAUCAACGACCUGCACGGAUGGGACCCGGGCUCCAUGGUGAAGGGCGAGAGACUGAUGCGCUGCAAGCUGGCGAGCGUCCACCGUCUGCUGGACCUGUACGGCUGGACACAGCUGCCCAACACCUGCCUGACGAUGCGUGUUAGUAAAGAGCAGGAACAUUUCCUGGUGCUGCCGGACGGUUUGGCCUACGGAGAGGUGACCGCCUCCAAUCUGGUGAAGGUGAAUGUUCUCGGGGAGGUUGUGGAGAGAGGCAGCACUUCUCUGGGAGUGGAUCAGUCUGCGUUCGCUCUUCAUUCUGCGGUGUAUUCGGCUCGACCCGACAUCCGCUGCCUUCUGCAUCUUCACACUCCAGCCACGGCCGCGGUAUCAGCCAUGAAAUGUGGCCUUCUGCCGCUAUCCCAUGAGGCUUUGCUGGUGGGCGACGUAGCUUAUUACGACUAUAAUGGAGUGAUGGAGGAAGAAGAGGACAGAGUGGAGCUCCAGAAGAGCCUCGGCCCCACAUGCAAGGUGCUGGUUUUGAGGAACCAUGGAAUCGUGGCGCUGGGAGAAUCGGUGGAGGAGGCCUUUUACACAAUCUACCACAUCCAGACCGCCUGUCAAAUACAGGUGGCAGCACUGUGCAGCGCCGGAGGAGAGCAGAACCUGAUCCUUCUGGACCGCAGCGUCCACCGACCCGUCUCCACCGGCACCGUGGGCUGGGCCGGGUCCACCUUCGGCCCCAUGCACAAGAGCAGGCUGGGAGAACACGAGUUUGAAGCAUUGAUGAGGACGCUCGACAACCUGGGUUAUCGUACGGGUUACGCCUACCGCUUCCCCGUGCUGCUGGAGCGCUCCAGAACCAGGAGAGAGGUGGAGGUUCCUGCCACCGUCACCUCCUUCUCCUUCCUCGAGGACGGAGUUCAGCCUCACCCUCGUCUCCAUCCUCACGCCCAGAGACAGCAGCAGAAGACCCGGUGGCUGAACACCCCAAACCUCUACCAGAAGGUCAACCAGGACCAGUCCAGCCCGGGGCAUCGCACCACGUGGCAGAAGGCCGAGGAAAUCACGCAGGGCAGCGGACGCUCCAUCAAGAUAGAGAAUCCAAACCAGUUCGUCCCUCUGUUCACCAACCCACAGGAGGUGCUCGAGACCAGAAAUAAGAUACGAGAGCAGAACCGUCAGGACAUGAAAACAGCCGGACCUCAGUCUCAGGUGUUAGCCAGCGUCAUCACAGACAACAGCCCACCGACUCCAGAAGCUGUGGAGCCUCCACCGGCCCCGGAGCCGGAGACCCCGAACCCCUUCAACGAGCUGACAGAUCAGGAGCUGGAGGAAUACCGCAAGGAGGUCCAGCGCAAGCAGGACGGUGUAGAGGAGGCGGUGAAUGACACGGGGUCCUCCCCCAAGCCCCGCCCCCCGUCAGAUGGGAACGCCACCGAAGCGGUGCAGAACGAUAAAGGCGACGAAAAGAAACAGCAGGAGGAGCUAGAAAAGCAAAUGAAGGCCCUCUCCACCGCCGACGCUUCGGAGACCACGCCCCCGGCCCCGCCCCCCACGGCCCCGCCCAACAAACCCGCGGGCAACACCCCCGAGGGCUCGCCUUCCAAAUCUCCUUCCAAGAAAAAAAAGAAGUUCAAGGCUCCCUGUUUUCUAAAGAAAAGCAAGAAGCAAAAAGAGAAGGCAGAAUCUUGAACUCUUACAGACACGUUCUCCAAGUGUUCUUCGCUAGUUCUUUCACACACAAACACAUCUUCACGUCCGGUCUGUAUCACUGCGUGUCCAUUCGUCAUACCGGUUUUUUGAUUACGGUUCUGUGACUCGAAACACACGCAAUGCUUCACUGACGCACAUCGAAAAACGUGACCCUUCCCUCGCUUUAAACUGAAUUGCACUUAGUACAUGCAUUAAGAAACAGAAAAAAAGAAUGUGGCACUGAGUAAGCGUUGAUCGUUCAUGUCUCUCGAUUCUGAUUGUUGCUCAUUAUCACGUGUAUAGAAUUAUCACAUGUUUUUUUUAACUCUACCGUAAACGUCUCCGUCUCACCUUGUUGCGGAUAGCAGGGAUAAACUAACCGAACACGUACCGUUCACUGGAAAUCAUGACUGCGAUGGCUUGCAAAUAAUUAGACGUCACAAGGCCAGAAGAAGCAAGAUCAUGGCUUGAUGCUGCAAAGAAAACACAACUUUAAAUGCACGACUUUUUUCCUCUUCUUAUAUUAUUUAUGAUCUUUUUUUAUGUAUGUGUGCUGGAGACUUAACUGCAGUUGGAGUUCUUUUUAUGAUCAUUCACUGUUCUUUAAACGCUUUUGUGUGUAUGUUAGCUGGUUUAUAAACUUGAUUCCAUGUCAAUAUUAGAAUGUAAAAUGCUAGGAUUGGAUGUACCAUUCAUUAAAAACCACAUCCAUGUAAA